Molecule: messenger RNA, 414 nt
Organism: Cucumis sativus (cucumber)
Lineage: Eukaryota; Viridiplantae; Streptophyta; Magnoliopsida; Cucurbitales; Cucurbitaceae
Product: zinc finger protein 6
Exons: 1
Coding region: 1-414 (137 amino acids)
Biological process (GO): cytokinin-activated signaling pathway; trichome differentiation; gibberellic acid mediated signaling pathway
Cellular component (GO): nucleus
Molecular function (GO): transcription cis-regulatory region binding; DNA-binding transcription factor activity
Source: RefSeq, a predicted model, not a curated record
AUGAAGCUGUUUGGUUUUUCAGUGACGGCUAGUACUACGUCUACUGAUGGAGCCACCAACUUGGGUGCGCCAUGUCCGAACCACAACAAGAGAUUUGAGUGCCAAUUCUGCGGCCGUGAGUUCGCCAACUCUCAAGCCCUUGGUGGCCACCAGAACGCACACAAGCGCGAGCGCCAGCUCGCCAAGCAAUUACUCCCUCUCCAACCCACUAAACACUCUCGUAACUUUUUAGCUUCCACGCCGCCUUCGUCUACUGUCGGAAUCUGGUCGGCGGGUAGAGCUCCACCACCGAAAUAUGGGAUCCAGGUACAAGCGAGGCCGGCGGUGGUUGGCGGCGGGGAAGUUAACAGGGAAAGUAAUGGCGUUGAUCUCCACCUCAGUCUCGCACCUUCAUCGGGCAGGAUUUUCUGUUAA